CACUAAGAAGCUCUCUCUCUCUCUCUCUCUCUCAAUAUGGCCAAUCCUGCAACCUCCAUUUUCUCUCUUCUAUUCUUCUUCUUCUUCAUCUUGGGCCUCCGAGGCACUUCCGGUGACUACGGAGGGUGGCAAGGUGGCCAUGCUACUUUCUAUGGCGGUGGCGAUGCAUCUGGCACAAUGGGAGGAGCUUGCGGGUAUGGCAACCUGUACAGCCAAGGGUAUGGCACCACCACUGCAGCACUAAGCACAGCCCUGUUCAACAAUGGGCUGAGCUGUGGGGCUUGCUACGAGCUCAAGUGCAACGAUGACGCGAGGUGGUGCCUCCCUGGCACCAUCACUGUCACUGCCACUAACUUCUGCCCUCCAAACCCUUCUCUCCCCAAUGACAAUGGCGGCUGGUGCAACCCUCCCCUCCAGCACUUUGAUCUUGCUGAGCCUGCCUUCCUCAAAAUUGCCCAAUACAGAGCUGGAAUUGUCCCCGUCUCUUUCCAAAGGGUGCCCUGUGUGAAAAAGGGUGGAAUAAGAUUCACAAUCAACGGCCACUCUUACUUCAACUUGGUUUUGAUUAGCAACGUCGGCGGCGCAGGGGACGUCCAUGCGGUGUCAAUCAAGGGGUCCAGAACAGGGUGGCAACCCAUGUCAAGAAACUGGGGCCAGAACUGGCAAAGCAACAACUACCUCAAUGGCCAAUCCCUCUCAUUGCAGCUCACCGCCAGCGAUGGAAGGACUGUCACCAGCUACAACGUGGCGCCCUCUAAUUGGCAGUUUGGCCAGACCUUUGAGGGCAGCCAGUUUUGAAGAAGUUUUCACGACUUGGGUUGGGUGAGUCACAGUCCGCUAAGCUAAAAUUGUGUAUGAUAUUUAAUUGAAGGUGGGGUUAGCUAGGCUUUUAAGACAAAAGACCCAAAAUUGGCGUUGAGAGUCUACGGCUGUGGUGGAUUAUUGGUGGUUUUAUUGGCACCCGCUUAGGCCUACACAUACUUAGGUUUUAGGUCUUUCACUAAAUAGACAAAAGUCUAUUGGUAGAUUGUUUGGAUUGAUAUGUCAAGUGGCAUAAUUAUUAAUUAAUCUCGUAGAUUUAAUCCCCAAGUUGGGGUCACCUUUGAUAUAUAUUAAUAAAAUUGAAUCCAUCCUUCUGUAUUA
Molecule: messenger RNA, 1143 nt
Organism: Diospyros lotus (date-plum)
Lineage: Eukaryota; Viridiplantae; Streptophyta; Magnoliopsida; Ericales; Ebenaceae
Product: expansin-A8-like
Exons: 3
Coding region: 37-798 (253 amino acids)
Biological process (GO): plant-type cell wall organization
Cellular component (GO): extracellular region
Source: RefSeq, a predicted model, not a curated record